GCCCUUCCGGGGCGCAGGAGGAUUUCGGGUCCUGGCACCCAGGGCCGACGCCCGGAGACUCCGCCUUCCCAGGAGCCCCUGCGGCGGGUCGCGAAGAUGGCGGCGGCGGCGGCGGCCGGACACCCCUAAAGCAACCGCGAUGGACCCUCCCCAAGCGCCGGGGCCGGAGCGACUCUUUGACUCGCACCGGCUCCCGGGUGACGGCUUCCUGCUCCUCGCGCUGCUGCUCUACGCGCCCGUCGGGUUCUGCCUCCUCGUCCUGCGCCUCUUCCUUGGGAUCCACGUCUUCCUAGUCAGCUGCGCGCUGCCGGACAGCGUCCUUCGCAGGUUCGUGGUGCGGACCAUGUGUGCGGUGCUGGGGCUCGUGGCCCGGCAGGAGGACCCGGGACUCCGCGAUCACCGCGUCCGGGUCCUCAUUUCCAACCACGUGACGCCUUUCGAUCACAACAUAGUCAACCUGCUCACCAGCUGCAGCACCCCUCUACUCAAUAGCCCCCCCAGCUUUGUGUGCUGGUCUCGGGGCUUCCUGGAGAUGGAUGGGCGGGGGGAGUUGGUGGAGUCACUCAAGAGAUUCUGUGCUUCCACGAGGCUUCCCCCAACCCCUCUGCUGCUCUUCCCCGAGGAAGAGGCCACCAAUGGCCGGGAGGGGCUCCUGCGCUUCAGUUCCUGGCCAUUUUCUAUCCAGGAUGUGGUACAGCCUCUUACCCUUCGAGUCCAGAGACCCCUAGUCUCUGUGACGGUGUCAGAUGCCUCCUGGGUGUCAGAACUGUUGUGGUCACUUUUUGUCCCUUUCACGGUGUACCAAGUAAGGUGGCUCCGUCCUGUUCAUCGCCAGCUGGGGGAGGGGAAUGAGGAGUUCGCCCUGCGUGUACAGCAGCUGGUGGCCAAAGAACUGGGCCAGACAGGGACACGACUCACCCCCGCAGACAAAGCAGAGCACAUGAAGCGACAAAGACAUGCCAGAUUGCACCCCCAGUCAGCCCAGUCUUCUUUUCCCCCCUCCCCUGGCCCUUCUCCUGAUGUGCAGCUGGCAACUCUGGCUCAAAGAGUCAAGGAGGUUUUACCCCAUGUGCCACUGGGCGUCAUCCAGAGAGAUCUCGCCAGGACUGGAUGUGUAGACUUGACCAUCACCAAUUUACUUGAGGGAGCUGUAGCUUUCAUACCUGAAGACAUCACUGAGGGGACCCAGGCCCUUCCCACAGCCUCUGCCCCCAAGUUCCCCAGCUCUGGCCCGGUGACCCCUCAGCCCACAGCCCUAACAUUUGCCAAGUCCUCCUGGGCCCGGCAAGAAAGCCUACAGGAGCGCAAGCAAGCACUAUAUGAAUAUGCAAGAAGGAGAUUCACAGAAAGACAGGCCCAGGAGGCUGACUGAGCACAGGAUGGCACCCAGAGCCGCAGGACGGAGCCUGGGGGCAGCCCUCACCCAACUCAACAGGCCGGAUGGGUGGGUGGUAGAAAGGGAGAGAUGGCUCCCCCCCAGUAUCACAUUAAAUUCAGGGCUUUCACUCAA
This is a messenger RNA of Myotis myotis, 1510 nucleotides long. RefSeq names its product AUP1 lipid droplet regulating VLDL assembly factor (gene AUP1). Bases 140 to 1372 code for a protein of 410 amino acids. Gene Ontology annotation, cellular component: membrane. The transcript is spliced from 12 exons. NCBI's taxonomy places the organism in Eukaryota, Metazoa, Chordata, Mammalia, Chiroptera, Vespertilionidae. The record is from RefSeq and is a predicted model, not a curated record. Gene Ontology annotation, molecular function: ubiquitin binding.